Dictyostelium discoideum AX4 is the source of this 975-nucleotide messenger RNA. RefSeq lists its product as hypothetical. Gene Ontology annotation, cellular component: nucleus. NCBI's taxonomy places the organism in Eukaryota, Evosea, Eumycetozoa, Dictyosteliales, Dictyosteliaceae. The record is from RefSeq and is a predicted model, not a curated record. Bases 1 to 975 code for a protein of 324 amino acids. The transcript has a single exon.
AUGGAAUCAUAUUCUAUUGAAGAUUUAGAAAAUAAAUUAAAACAAGAUAAAACAGAGCUUCUUGAAAUUGAAGCAUUAUUAGAAGAGGAUAAUAACGAUGAUGAAUUACAAACAUUAAAAAAUGAUUUAAUUACAAUUAUAAAAACAACAACAGAUUUAAUUAUAAAGAAACAAAGAGAAAAAGAAACCAAUAAUAUAAUUAACAAUGUAACUACUCCUAUCAAUUCUACUAGUGUAGCAGUAAAUAAUACAAAUAAUAAUAAUAGUAAUAACAAUUUUAAUUCUUCUUCAGAAUUUAAAAAUAAUAAUAUAAUAAUACCACCACCAACAAUUAAUAAAAAAUCAACAUUUAAUGAUAAUGAUAAUAAUAAUAUACCAUCAAAUAUUAUUGAAGAUAAUUCAUUUUCAGAGACAAAAAUGACAGUUGGAUCAGUAUGUGAAGGACAAUAUUCAGUUGAUGGAAUUUGGUAUAGAGCAAAGAUUGAUUCAAUUAAUAAAGAUGGUACAUUUGUUGUAACAUACACUGAUUAUGGUAAUACGGAAACUUUAACAUUUGAUAAAAUUAGACCACCAACUAGAUCUUUAAAAUUAUUAGCAAAUCAAACAUUGGAACAAAAAAAAUAUUUACAAGCACCCGAUCAAAUUCAAGUGAUUCCAAAAUCUUUAAAAAUUUUACCAGAGGAUAGUGAAGAGGUUAAAAAACAAAAACAAAAGAAAAUUCAUUCAAUCAAAUCUAUGAAUCGUUUGAAAAAAGUUGAAGAAGAAGGUAAACAAAAAACUCAAGCUUGGAAAGAUUUCGUAAAUAAACCAAAGAAAUCUAUACCUGGCACUUUUACUGAUAGAAAAAAGACUUCAAUGUUUUCAACUGGUGAUGGUAUUCAUAGUAAAGUAGGUGUUAUUGGUAGUGGUAGAGGUAUGACUGAAUCUCAACAAUUUCAAUCUUUAGCUAAAAAAUCUUCUUCAAUUUAUCCUUAA